Hemibagrus wyckioides is the source of this 1624-nucleotide messenger RNA. RefSeq names its product nudC nuclear distribution protein (gene nudc). Lineage: Eukaryota; Metazoa; Chordata; Actinopteri; Siluriformes; Bagridae. Gene Ontology annotation, biological process: protein folding. The record is from RefSeq and is a predicted model, not a curated record. The transcript is spliced from 9 exons. Gene Ontology annotation, cellular component: cytoplasm. The coding region runs from base 114 to 1115 and encodes 333 amino acids.
CUGGGCACGGGUCAGGUCUUGUAGCUAGGAAGUGAACACAAGCACUGAGGGAGAUUUUUCAUACACGUGUAUUGUCAUUACAGUGUGUUUAGAUUGAGUUUAAAAUCCCUAAGAUGGGCAGCGAUGAAGAAAAGUAUGACGGAAUGCUGCUUGUUAUGGCACAACAGCAUGAAGGCGGGGUACAAGAGCUGGUCAACACGUUCUUCAGCUUUCUGCGACGAAAAACAGACUUUUUUAUAGGAGGUGAACCUGGAGCUCCUGAGAAGCUGGUGAAAGAGGCGUUCGCUCAUCACAGUCAGCUGGCACUCAAGGCCCAGAGAGAGAAAGAGUCCAGAGAGAAGAAGGAGAAGAAGGAGAAGGCAGAAAGAGCGGCUAAACUCAAAGCCGAGGAGGAGGAGAAGAAGAGGAAGGAGGCUGAGAACGAGCCCAGAAUCAAAGAGCUGACGGACGAGGAGGCCGCCAGUCUGCAGACGGAGAUAGACCAGAAGAAAGAAAAAGAGCGAGUCUCUGAAAGCAGCGCUGCAGGAGCAUCGGUUAAAGCAGAUAAAGCGUCUGAAUCUGAAGGCGAGGAAGACGAGAAGGAUAAGGACAAGAUGAAGCCUAAUGCUGAAAACGGAGCAGAUCUGCCCAACUACAGGUGGACACAGACACUGUCUGAAGUGGACCUUGUAGUGCCUUUCGACGUGAAGUUUCGGCUGAAGGGGAAGGACAUGGUGGUGGACGUUCAGAGACGUCAUCUGAAGAUAGGUUUAAAGGGCCACCCACCUGUGAUCGACGCCCCGCUUUUCAACGAGGUGAAGGUAGAAGAGAGCUCCUGGCUCAUUGAUGACGGAAAGAUAGUGACCGUCCAUCUGGAGAAGAUAAAUAAAAUGGAGUGGUGGAACAAGUUGGUGACCACAGACCCUGAGAUCAACACCAAAAAAAUCUGUCCAGAAAACUCCAAGCUUUCCGAUCUGGAUGGAGAAACACGCAGCAUGGUGGAAAAGAUGAUGUAUGACCAGAGGCAGAAGUCCAUGGGCUUACCCACGUCUGAGGAGCAGAAGAAGCAGGACAUCCUGAAGAAGUUCAUGGAGCAGCAUCCAGAAAUGGACUUCUCCAAGGCCAAGUUCAGCUGAGAAACCCCAGCCACCUUCUCCAGGACUUCUGCACUUCAGUCUUCUCUCUCUCUCUUCACGUGUCGCUCCUUCACGUCACGCCACGUGUUCCGAAAAUUUCAUUCAUGUUUACACUAUUUUUCAAACUAGAAAUCUGACCUGCCGUCUCAUUCUAAUGGUCAGAACCACAUUGUCACUAUUGUUUAUCGGACCCGAGACGUUUCAGAGCUUCAGAAGGUCUCGCUUCUCAAAUCUCGGAGUCGUGUGCUGUUUUUUGGAUGAAAAGCUACCAACCUAAUAUGUAUAAAUAUUUUUAAUCAUCUUUAACUUGCCCCAUUAUCCUUUAAAGCAACCUUUUUUCAUCUCGUAACAAACUGAUUAGACACCGAAAGCCCUCUGUUUUAUUUAUUUGUGAGCAGACGAACAUUUCAGCAUCUGUUUGUUGAAGUAUGUCAAAUUCUUGGAUGUAAUGGUUGGAUGUUUUUGUAAUGCCGCAUUAUGUAUAUGACUAAAAGUAUCUGCACCCCUAA